AUGCCUCCAUACUCCAACGACCACAGCGUGAGCUCGACAGUGAUGUUGCGCCGCAUCACGAUUCUUUCAUUUCCACCGGCCUUUUUCAUGCUCCUAAUUCACGGUGUUAGCUGCCGUUGGGCUUUCCCAGCCCUAGGGAUCUUGCCGCUCGCCGUCUCAGCCGUACUGGGCGCCUUGUUACUCCAUCGCGACCGUGUGGCAGCGCUCGGCUCACCCAUCCAGGCAUUAUCAGCAGAAAACAUAUUUUAUGCCGAUUCGGCCCUUGCCGUCUGGUAUUUCGCUUUCCUCAUUGCGACAUGGGCGCUCCUGGGUAAGCCCUCAGAAGAAGAGAUGAUCAUUCUGGGCACGUACGGCUCUGUGUUCCUCAUGGUGAAUUUCGGUAUUCACUUUUACUUCGCUGCCGCUGAAGCUUUGCACAUCAUCACCACACAACGGAGUCCAUUCCAGUCCCUCGCUGCAGAAUAUACUCCACUCCAAGAGGAGUACAGGGAUGAUCUUGAGGAAGUCGAGGAAGGGAACGCAAGGCUUUCUUAG
Messenger RNA from Diaporthe amygdali, 534 nucleotides. RefSeq lists its product as uncharacterized. NCBI's taxonomy places the organism in Eukaryota, Fungi, Ascomycota, Sordariomycetes, Diaporthales, Diaporthaceae. The record is from RefSeq and is a predicted model, not a curated record. The transcript is spliced from 2 exons. The coding region runs from base 1 to 534 and encodes 177 amino acids.